Messenger RNA from Manduca sexta (tobacco hornworm), 1667 nucleotides. It is a transcript of the gene Hus1-like, whose product is annotated as checkpoint protein HUS1. The record is from RefSeq and is a predicted model, not a curated record. Gene Ontology annotation, cellular component: checkpoint clamp complex; nucleolus; site of double-strand break. NCBI's taxonomy places the organism in Eukaryota, Metazoa, Arthropoda, Insecta, Lepidoptera, Sphingidae. Gene Ontology annotation, biological process: mitotic DNA replication checkpoint signaling; mitotic intra-S DNA damage checkpoint signaling; telomere maintenance. The transcript has 6 exons. Bases 109 to 987 code for a protein of 292 amino acids.
UCAUGGUACCGAAGUGUCACAACAAAACGCGGGAAGUUUUAUUUACAUAAAUUUUGUUCGGAAUUUUUACCAUAACAUUUUCAGGAAUUACAAUUUCACGCAUUCAUUAUGAAAUUUCGUGCUUUAAUGGUAGAUGCAGGGCCCAUGCGAGAGUUUGCAAAUAUAGUAACAAUAAUAUCAAAACUAUCAAAAGAAUGCAUUUUACGAGUGGCAGCUGAUACACUGUACUUUAUUGUAAGCGAUGACAAUAGUGGGCCAGCACCACCAGUGCUGUGGUGUGAAAUACCACAGGCCAUGUUCUUCUCAGAGUACCAGAUGGUGGGCUUGGAUGAUGAACACAAGGACAUUUAUUUAGGACUAUCUUCAGGCAAUUUAUCAAGAUCAUUGGUUACAUUGAAAACAGCCAAAUCAUUGAAAAUGAAACUCACUAAGAAACAGUGCCCGUGUCUGACAUUGGAAAUUGAGAUGCCUUCGUCGACGUCACAGCAAACGCGUAACGUCACACACGACAUACCAGUUAUAGUGAUACCGAGGAAGAUGUGGUCAGAGUUCCAUGAGCCGAACACACCGGAUCCAGAUAUUUCAAUAGAAUUGCCCGCAUUAAAACAACUGCGUACUACAAUAGACAGAAUGAGGACUAUGGCGUCAGAAGUCAUUAUAUGGGCAUCGGCAGCUGGUCGACUCACUCUGCAAAUAAAGACCGAUAUGGCCAAAGUGUCCACCAGGUUCAAAGAGUUGAGGGUUGAGGCGUUUGAAGGUCCAAUAGACCAUUCCGACUCUGAAACGGAGAGUCAGGCGAAUGAGGAUAUGUCGAGGAUAUGCUACUGUCGAGUCGACGCCAAGAAACUGUCCAUGUUCCUAAGCGCUGAUCAAGUGACUCACAACAGGACCCUGUGUAGUAUAGUUCACAAAAAACUUGUUAUAUUGUGUUUGCACACAGAGGAGAAUGUGCGAUUGCAGUGUUUUAUAAGUGGCAUUGUUUAUUAAGGACCAACAAUGUUGAUGAUGUGACUCAUAAUUAGGGCUGCCAUCCGUCCGGAUUUCCCCGGAUUUGUCCUAGUAUUAAUGGCGUCGGGGGCCAUGUGGCAGGGGUUUUAAAAAGGGUGAAACCCGGACAGUUUUGUUGUCAGGGGAAAUACAUUUUGUUAAAUAGAUAAGCAAUAAAUUGAAAUCAAUCUUGGUUAAAAAAUCAUUGAUAAUAACCCGCAUGUAUAAAUGAAAAAUUAUAACGAACAUUCUUUAUUUUUGUUACAAACAAAAAUAUGUCAAAGAUGUCCGGGUAAAAUCCAUAUUUCGCCCAAAUGUCCAGGAUUUUUGUCGUGUUUAUCCGGCGUCGGCAAUUUAGAUGAUGGCAGCCUUCAUAAUGGAUGAGGUGUGAUGUUUUAAUGUGUCAAUGGAGAGUUUAUAUUGUCUCUAAGAAAAAGCGAUGAUCACGUGACCGACUAGGGAACGUGAUCAUCGAUCUGUGAUCAAGUAAGGGGUCGUUCAAGUACUACGUAACGCAAUAUUUGUAGAUUUUUGAAAGCCGCCACCCACCCAUGUUACGCGCCGUAACGUUUUUCUGUACGCUAUAACCUCAAAAAGUUAUGUAACUCUAAAGUGACAAUUUUUUUCUUCACAAUUAUGUUACGCAAAACACCGGAAUUUCGCUAAAAUACCUUUGUUAU